UGGCUUCUUGAUUCGAUGAUGUGAGCUUUCACCUUGCAGCUUGCAUCAAACAUUCCCCCCACCUCCAAGAAUAAUUUAUCAUGGCAAGCAGUUUUCGAAUGCAACGGCUGUCGCCCCCUAUUUCGUCCUUCAGACACGCUCAAUCAGCCCGCAAACGUCUCAUAUCGGCAUCCCGCCACCAGUUUUCAACGGUUCCGAGACUCGGCCGCUCCGAACAGCCCCAGCAGCGACCGGAAAAGAUUGUUUACUCGAGACCGACCACUUUGAACGCGGAUCGCAAGUCCUCUCCGCUGCGGGUUGUGCCGUUCAUCGCGAUUUUGCUGACGGGCUUUUAUCUCUUCAAUCGGCUGGUAAAGGAACGUUCGGGCACAAAGCCGGCAGACAAAUUUGUCAAGUCAGAGCAUCCCCGAGGAUAGAGCAGCAUUCAUCAUGGCGCCGACAGUGGACAUCAAAACCCUGCUCGACAGAAAGGAACCGCUGUUCUCACCAGACGAGGUGACCAUCAUCUUCGUCCUCGGCGGGCCAGGCGCAGGCAAGGGCACGCAGUGCGCCAACCUUGUCAAGGACUACGGCUUCAAGCAUCUGUCCGCAGGAGAUCUUCUGCGUGAGGAGCAGGACCGUCCAGGCUCUCAGUUUGGCGAGCUCAUCAAGACUCACAUCAAGGAGGGAGAGAUUGUCCCCAUGGAGGUCACCAUUCAGCUUUUGGAAAACGCUAUCAAAGCCACGCUGAAAGAGGAGAACAACAACAAGUUCCUCAUCGACGGCUUCCCACGCAAGUUGGACCAAGCUAUCAAGUUCGAGGAGGCCGUCUGCCCGUCGAAGUUCACCCUUUUCUUCGACUGUCCCGAGGAAGUCAUGCAGGAGCGUCUGCUGAACCGCGGCAAGACUUCUGGUCGCAGCGACGACAAUAUUGAGAGCAUCAAGAAGAGGUUCAAGACCUUUGUUGAGACGAGCAUGCCUGUCGUGGAUAAGUUUGAGAAGGAAGGAAAGGUUGUGAGGUGUGACGCGACGAAAGGUCCCGACGAGGUUUAUCAAGAAGUCAGAGAGAAGCUCAAGAGCAAAGGCUUGGAACCGAAGGCAUAGUAGAACCACUUGGUACAAGAAUCGUCAAACUUCUGGGCGAAAGAGUGUUAGUUGAGGCUUACCCAUAGAUUCUGCUGCUAGCGAACUCGUCACGGCGCUCAAUAAGAUAUAUAGGAUAUAGCAGAUAGGAAUGACAAAUCUAAACAAAGUCAUGAAAGA
Molecule: messenger RNA, 1242 nt
Organism: Verruconis gallopava
Lineage: Eukaryota; Fungi; Ascomycota; Dothideomycetes; Venturiales; Sympoventuriaceae
Exons: 2
Coding region: 430-1083 (217 amino acids)
Biological process (GO): CDP biosynthetic process; 'de novo' pyrimidine nucleobase biosynthetic process; UDP biosynthetic process
Cellular component (GO): cytoplasm; nucleus
Molecular function (GO): UMP kinase activity; ATP binding
Source: RefSeq, a predicted model, not a curated record